Messenger RNA from Vigna umbellata (rice bean), 929 nucleotides. The record is from RefSeq and is a predicted model, not a curated record. Lineage: Eukaryota; Viridiplantae; Streptophyta; Magnoliopsida; Fabales; Fabaceae.
UUCCAUGUUUCCUUUAACAAUUUUGAAUGGCAGCAAAUAUGUAUUCUGAACUGCGGGAGGAGGCUCGUGAUCAUGCACGCUUGCGUAAUGCUUAUUUUGAGCAGGCACGACAAGCCUACCUUGUUGGCAACAAAGCCCUUGCAAAGGAGCUAAGUGUUAAAGGGCAACUUCACAACAUGCAUAUGAAAGCUGCACAUGGAAAAGCUCAAGAAUCUAUUUACCGUCAGAGGAACCCUGUUGGUCCAGAGAUGCAAGGUAAUGGGAGGGGGCACCAGAGAAUGAUAGACCUGCAUGGUCUGCAUGUAAGUGAGGCUAUUCACGUGCUGAAACAUGAACUGAGUGUGCUUAGAAGCACGGCCAGAGCCGCGGAGCAGCGUCUACAGGUUUACAUCUGUGUUGGCACCGGCCACCACACCCGGGGCUCGCGCACUCCGGCUAGACUUCCGAUAGCUGUACAGCGAUAUCUACUUGAAGAAGAAGGCCUUGAUUUCACCGAACCACAGCCAGGUCUGAUUCGGGUGAUGAUAUACUGAACCAGGGAGGUAUACAAGUUUCUGACACAGUAAAAAUCCAUCAUGAACACAUAGACAUUGUUGUAGUCAUUCUUGUAUCUGUAUAUGGGAGGAAGUAAGCCAAAAAAAGGAAAAGCAAAAAGGGUUGAAAAAAGGGAGAAAAAGGUUAGAGAAGUAAAGAGAUGGGUUGUAGAAGAAUUGUAGCAUUGAAGGUUUGUGUGAGGCAUCUCAUCACAUUAGUCAGUCAGCAGCAGCAGGGACUAUUUCAGCAUUACCUUUUGUUAAUUUUGUACCCUAAUUUUCAUUUCUUUGUUAAAUUUCUUUUUCAUUCAGAUAUAACGGAUAGAACUCAAUUACAUGAUAGAAUCACUCUGCCAAUUAGAUUCAAUGCCAAUUUAUUUACAGCUCAAACUUCAA